UCGGGGAUCUUGGGGACCCGGAGUUUCCUCCAGAGGACGCCAGGUCACCAGAGAAGCCAAAAAUGAUCUCAGUGACCUUUGAGGAUGUGGCUGUGAACUUCACCAAGGAGGAGUGGUCUUUUCUGGAUGCUUCCCAGAAGAACCUUUACAGAGAUGUGAUGCUGGAAGUCCUCAGAAUCCUGGCUUGUAUAGGAAACAAGUGGGAAUACAGGACCACUGAAGAUCAGAUUGAAAGCUCUGGAAGCAACCUAAGGCACAUCACAUCUCACUCUGGACAGAAAUACUAUAAGCAUGAGGAAUGUGAAGAGAAGCCAUGUGAAUUUAAACAAUAUAGGAAAUCUGUGGUUUCUCUGAAAAGUGUUCACACACAAAUGUUGUUCCAAACUGGAGAUAGACCACAUGAAAAUACAGUAUGUGGGAAAGUCAUCAGUUGUUCCAGUGACAUUCAAAGACAUGAAGAAACUCAUACUGGGUGGCAACCCUAUGAAUGUCAACAAUGUGGUGAAGCCUCUUCUUCUCUCCCAGGUGUUCAAAGACACAUGAUAACACACAGUGGAAGUAAACCUUUUCAAUGUGAGGUAUGUGGGAAAGCCUUUCAUUUCUCCUCUUUAUUUAGAAGACAUGAAAGAACUCAUUCUGGAGAGAAACUCUAUGAAUGUAAACAAGAUGGUCGAACCUUUAUUUCACACCCAAGUCUUCAAAAGCACAGGAUCACACACACGGGGAAUGCACAUUUCAAAUGUAAGGUAUGUGGGAAAGACUUUGCUUAUCCCAGAUUACUUAGAAGACAUCAGAAAACACAUACUGGAGAGAAGCCCUAUGAAUGUAAGCAGUGUGGCAAAGCCUUUGGUAGAUCUGGUGACCUUCAUGUACAUGAAAGAACUCACACUGGAGAGAAGCCCUAUGAAUGUACGCAGUGUGGGAAAGCCUUUGCUACAUCCUGUCUGCUUCAUACACAUGGAAGAAUACAUACUGGAGAGAAGCCUUAUGAAUGCAAACAAUGUGGAAAAGCCUUUACUGCAUCCUAUGAGCUUAAGAGACAUGGAAGAACACAUACUGGAGAGAAGCCCUAUGAAUGUCAACAAUGUGGAAAAGCCUUUGCUAGAUCUGGUGACCUUCACACACAUGAAAGAACUCAUACUGGAGAGAAGCCCUAUGUAUGUAAGCAGUGUGGAAAAGCCUUUGCUGCAUCCCAUCAGCUUCACGCACAUGGAAGAACACAUACUGGAGAGAAGCCUUAUGAAUGUAAGCAUUGUGGAAAAGCCUUUUCUAGUUCUAGUUACCUUAACAUUCAUGAAAGAACACACACUGGAGAGAAGCCCUAUGAAUGUAAGCAGUGUGGAAAAGCCUUUGCUAGAUCUAGUCACCUUCAGAUUCAUGGAAGAACACACACUGGAGAGAAGCCCUAUGAAUGUAAGCAGUGUGGCAAAGCCUUUGCUAGAUCUAGUCACCUUCAGAUUCAUGGAAGAACACACACUGGAGAGAAGCCCUAUGAAUGUAAGCAGUGUGGAAAAGCCUUUGCUAGAUCUAGUCACCUUCAGAUUCAUGGAAGAACACACACUGGAGAGAAGCCCUAUGAAUGUAAGCAGUGUGGCAAAGCCUUUGCUAGUUCUAGUUACGUUCAGAUUCAUGGAAGAACACACACUGGCGAGAAGCCCUAUGAAUGUACGCAGUGUGGGAAAGCCUUUGCUACAUCCCGUCUGCUUCAUACACAUGGAAGAAUACAUACUGGAGAGAAGCCCUAUGAAUGCAAACAAUGUGGAAAAGCCUUUACUACAUCCUAUGAGCUUAAGAGACAUGGAAGAACACAUACUGGAGAGAAGCCCUAUGAAUGUCAACAAUGUGGAAAAGCCUUUGCUAGAUCUGGUGACCUUCACACACAUGAAAGAACUCAUACUGGAGAGAAGCCCUAUGUAUGUAAGCAGUGUGGAAAAGCCUUUCCUAGAUCUUGUGACCUUCACACACAUGGAAGAACUCAUACUGGAGAGAAGCCCUAUGUAUGUAAGCAGUGUGGAAAAGCCUUUGCUGCAUCCCGUCAGCUUCAUACACAUGGAAGAACACAUAGUGGAGAGAAGCCUUAUGAAUGCAAACAAUGUGGAAAAUCCUUUGCUGCAUCGCAUCAGAUUCACGCACAUGGAAGAACACAUACUGGAGAGAAGCCUUAUGAAUGUAAGCAGUGUGGAAAAGCCUUUUCUAGUUCUAGUCACCUUCAGAUUCAUGGAAGAACACACACUGGAGAGAAGCCCUAUGAAUGUAAGCAGUGUGGCAAAGCCUUUGCUAGAUCUAGUCACCUUCAGAUUCAUGGAAGAACACACACUGGAGAGAAGCCCUAUGAAUGUAAGCAGUGUGGAAAAGCCUUUGCUAGAUCUAGUUACAUUCAGAUUCAUGAAAGAACACAUACUAGAAAGAAACCCUUUGGAUGUCAACAAUGUGGAAAAACAUUUGCUUCAUCCCGUCGUCUUCACAUACAUGGAAGAAUGCAUACCGGAGAAAAGCCCUAUGAGUGUGAACAAUGUGGAAAAGCCUUUACUGCUGCCUAUUGCCUUCAGAUACAUAAACGAACUCAUACUGGAAAGAGGCCCUAUGAAUGUAAGCGGUGUGGGAAAGCCUUCACUCAGUCCUCUCACCUUCACUCACAUGAACAAACUCAUACUGUAGAGAAGCCCUAUGAUUGUAAGCAGUGUGGCAAAGCUUUUGCUAGUUCUUUUAAACUUCAAAGACAUGGAAGAGUGCAUACUGGAGAGAAGCCGUAUGAAUGUAAGCAGUGUGGCAAAGCCUUUGCUAGUUCUGGUUACCUUCACAUACAUGAAAGAACUCAUACUGGAGAGAAGCCCUUUGUAUGUAGGCAGUGUGGCAAAGCCUUUGGUAGAUCUGGUGACCUUCACAUACAUGAAAGAACUCAUACUGGAGAGAAGCCCUAUGUAUGUAAGCAGUGUGGCAAAGCCUUUGCUACAUCCCGUCAGCUUCAGAAACAUGGAAGAACACAUACUGGAGAGAAGCCUUAUGAAUGCAAACAAUGUGGAAAAGCCUUUGCUACAUCCAGUCAGCUUCAUGCACAUGGAAGAACACAUACUGGAGAGAAGCCUUAUGAAUGUAAGCAUUGUGGAAAAGCCUUUUCUAGUUCUAGUUACCUUAAUAUUCAUGAAAGAACACACACUGGAGAGAAGCCCUAUGAAUGUAAGCAGUGUGGAAAAGCCUUUGCCAGAUCUAGUCACCUUCAGAUUCAUGGAAGAACACACACUGGAGAGAAGCCCUAUGAAUGUAAGCAGUGUGGAAAAGCCUAUGCUAGAUCUAGUCACCUUCAGAUUCAUGGAAGAACACACACUGGAGAGAAGCCCUAUGAAUUCAAACAAUGUGGAAAAGCCUUUGCUACAUCCAGUCAGCUUCAUGCACAUGGAAGAACACAUACUGGAGAGAAGCCUUAUGAAUGCAAAGAAUGUGGAAAAGCCUUUGCUCUGUCCCAUCAGCUUCAUGCACAUGGAAGAACACAUACUGGAGAGAAGCCUUAUGAAUGUAAGCAGUGUGGAAAAGCCUUUGCUAGUUCUAGUUACCUUCAGAUUCAUGGAAGAACACACACUGGAGAGAAGCCCUAUGAAUGUAAGCAGUGUGGAAAAGCCUUUGCUAGAUCUAGUCAACUUCAGAUUCAUGGAAGAACACACACUGGAGAGAAGCCCUAUGAAUGUAAGCAGUGUGGCAAAGCCUUUGCUACAUCCCGUCAGCUUCAGAAACAUGGAAGAACACAUACUGGAGAGAAGCCCUAUGAAUUCAAACAAUGUGGAAAAGCCUUUGCUAUAUCCUAUCAGCUUAACAGACAUGAAAGAACACACACUGGCGAGAAGCCCUAUGAAUGUCAACAAUGUGGAAAAGCCUACACUACUGCCUUUUACCUUCGGAUGCAUAAAUACACUCAUACUGGAGAGAAGCCCUAUGAAUGUAAGCAGUGUGGCAAAGCCUUCACUCAGUCCUCUUACCUUCACUCACAUGAACAAACUCAUACUGGAGAGAAGCCCUAAGAAUGUAAGCAGUGUGGCAAAGCCUUUGCUAGAUCCAAUGACAUUCACAGACAUGGAAGAAUGUAUACUGGAGAGAAGCCCAAUGAAUGUCAACAACGUGGAGAAGCCUUUGCCACAUCUUGUCUGCUUCACACAUGUGAAAAAACACAUACUGCAUAGAAAUCGUAUGCAUGAAAACAAUUGGUAAACUCUUGUGUUAUCACUGUUUCACUCAUAUACAUGUAGGGAGUUUACUGGAGAAAAAUCCUUUGAAUGUGAAAUAUGGUAAAUCAAUAUUUCAUGUCAUCCUCAAAGACAAGAGGGGCUCACAGUGCUGAAAAUGUGUGUGUGUGUUUGUGUGUAUGUGUGUGUGUGUGAGAUAGAGAUCGAUCAUCAAUCGAUCCACUGGGGAUUUAGUCUGGUGGUGCUCUACCAGUGAGCUGCAUUCCAGUUCCUUUUUACUUUUUAUUUUGAGACAGGGACUUGCUGAGUUUCUUAGGGUCUUCCUAAGGUGCUGAGGCUACCCUCCAACAUUGAUUCUUCAGAAUCAGCCUCUCGAGUCUCGGGAAUUAAAGGCAUACACCACCACAUCCAACUGAAUAACUCUUUAAAUGUGAAAAAUAUCACAAAUCAUUCCAUUUUCCCUGUUGCCUUCAAAGCCAUUUCACUCACAUUGAAAAACAAACCCUCUGAGUUUAGGGGAUUUGCUACAUUCUGUCAGCUUCGUUUCCUUUCUUAUAUAUGAAAACACUCAUGCAGAGAAGCCCUGUGAAUGUGAGAAAUGUGGGAAAUCUACUAGUUUUCUCAUUUUUUUUCCUAAGGACUGGGAAUAUCGUUUUGGAAUAAAAAGAAUAAAUCCUAUGCAAGUAAGAUAUAUAAAGGGUUCAGCCGUUCUAGUUUUGUUCAGUUGUAUGAAAGGAGUCAUACUGUAGAAAAUGCUGAGGAUAAGCCAUGUGGGGCAGUAUUCAGAUUUCAGAGUUUUCUCCAAAGGCAUAAAAGAAUUCACAUCUGUGAAAAUCCUUUUUCUAUCUUUAAAAAUUGCAGUAACACUUUCAACUUUCCAGUUCCCUUUGAACAGCAUUUAAGCAAUCACACUGGAGAAAAGCCCUGUAUGUAGAAAUGUGGUGAGAACUUUGCUUGUUUCAGAUCCAUUUGAACUUGUUCAGACUUGAGGAAAAUUUUAUUUUAUUUCAUUUUAUUUAUUUAUUUUGAGAAAACCAGUGUAGGUGUUUGAAAAUGGUGUGUGCCUUCAUUUCUUUUUUCUUUCUUUCUUUUUUUUUUUUUUAAAUCUAUUCAGAGGUAACAAAACUGCACCCUGGGUUGGAGAGGCGCAUUGCAUCAGCAUGAAGAUUUGAAAGCAAUAUGUUUUUCUGGGUUAAAUCUCUCUUAUUGUUAGAUUCCAUUUUCCUGUAUCUUAAGUCUUUUGAGUCUAAUGUUUCAUUACAUAUUGUGUAUGUUAGUUUAGGCCUCUCCACUCCAGGCUUUGGUACAGAUUGGUGAAAUGGCUCUUCUGAACUUCUUUCUUCUCUUUCUUUGUUCAGAUUUCACCCAGGAGUGCUCUACCACUGAGUUUCUCCACAAUCCUUUUAAUUGUUAUUUUUUGAUAUGGGGUGAGGCUGGCAGCUGGGACCAUCGGGAUGUGUCUGUGUACCCUGCAGCUGGCCUCUUCCUUUUCCUUGAUUGCUUAUUGAUCUAUUGAUGACUCUGGGACCAUCACACUUGUCACUUGUGCUUGUUCUAAGGCUCAUGUAUUGUGCUGUAUGUAGGCACAUUAAAGAGCAUUAUAAGAUAAUAUCAUUUGUGUAUAUUGUUUGGAGAGGCACUUUCUCAAAAUAUAUUUUGCCCUAUACUUGAGUUGCUUUCUCUUUUCUUUUCCCAGUUCUGGGGACCGAAUCCUGCCUUGUGCAUGCUAGGCAGGCAUUCUAGCAUUGAAUGCUCCGUGGCUCAGGUGGUGAGUUUGCUGCUGCUGUGAGUGUGGACCCCACUGAUAACCACAUUAGCAGAUGCAGCUCUGCAGGUGUUUCCUCCACAAUUGCAGCUGAUCUCUUCCUUCUUAAAGGUCUUUUAUACCAGUGAAUUUUUUUUUUUUUUUAAAACUGCAUCCAGUUUAGGUUUUCUCCCCAUGAAUGAUACUUAGGUGGAAUAUGCAGAAAAGCCAGCCUUGAUUUCUCUCUGUGUUUAGAGUACCUCAGUAGCCCUGGUAAAAUUGUGUGAUGGUUUUCUUAAUACACACUGCAUGACCAAAGGCUUGAUAAGGAGCAUCCCAGUCUGAUGUCCUAAUUCAGCGGCACUCUCUUCUCCACCAAAUAAUCUUAAAUAAAUUCUGAAGAGACCUUCACCAUAAUUUUCUUUCAACAGAAUGUCAGGAAAAGAUUUUGCAAAGAUCUCAAUGUGGGUUAUAACACAGACUUCUGCUUUUGUGGCAAAGCUUGGAAGUCCUCUGACAAAUCUUAAAAUUGGUACACACAGCAGUUUCUGUGAACUAAUCAAAACAAAGAAACAUACAAAAAAACACCUUUAUGUAUACCCCUACAAAAAAUAUAAACCUCCAUCCCUGUCCCACUGGAUGUAAAUAAAGAUCAAUGAAAUUCAAAGCAGUGAUCCAAAAAAUUUUGUGAUACCCCUCAGAACCCUGCAGCUAAUCAAUGUGCUCCUGGAACCUGCCUUGGGUGUCUAGCCUCAUGUGCCCUACAUCACUAAUAAAGCUACAGCCUCCAAUCAGGUGAUAUUGUGCAGUACUUGCUGUGGAGAGGGCUGUUUCUGCUCAGGCUAAAGGAUUCAGUUACUUGUCCUAAGGAUUCAAAGCCUCUUCAGCAAAACCUCACCCACAACGUAUUCAGGUGUCAUGGAUCUUGUGUGAUCAUUGGUGCGAGUUCCUUACAUACUUGUGUCCAAAUAUUGAAGUUUGCCAACAUGCCAAAGAUGGGUUGAUUGUCACUGGUACCUCUGUUGCAGCCAUUUGCUGUGUCUCAGUGCUCAUUUGGAAAGGAAGGCCAAAAGAGUGUGCUGUGGCCCUUUUGUUUUUGAUAAAUACAGCCUAAGCCAUCCAGUAAAACUUCAUUAAAAGAUAGUUUUGAACGCUUCCCAGGAUUUCCAAAAACUUUCUUUGCAGCUAAUGAGUCAGUGUGGCAAUUUCCUAGUUUUACAUUUUUAAUUUAGUAGAAAUAUUGCAUAGAGUUGUGUGAGCACUUGAUGCAGUCUGGACUUCAUUGUAAUAAAUCCAUUUGCCAAAGGCAGUAGUUGCAGGCUUGUUCCUGGGCAGAAUGAGGGACUGGAGUGAAUGCAACUGUCCUGGGGUGUGGGCAUUGUUUGUAGGAGUUCAGUCAUGGUGAGUACAUCAGUUUAGGAAUCAGACUCCUAGGAGGGCUACAUAAUCUCCUGACAGGACCUGCCUGUCCCUUUUGGACAAUAGUGUUGUCAUGUGAGCUGGCAGGUGGAUGGUUACCUUCUGAUGGAUUUGGGUUUGUAGCUGAGCAAGUAGUGAGAAUGUACAAUGAUUAAAUGAGAAUUAAAAUAUUCUUUGUGAUACCAAAGACAUAAUUUGGGGGCCAAACAAAAUAACAAGUAACCUCUUGGACCUUGAAUCACAUAUUUUCCUUCAUGUAUGCAUUUUCUUACAAACUUUUGUAGUGUGAUGCUUAUGUGGAACAAACUGAGAUAAACAUGGAGAGGUUUAUUUAAUGGUACAGUGUACUAGAAGUUUUAAAGACUUGCAGCAGGCUUAGAUUCCACUAUUGUUAAAAUUUUAUGAAAGACUCUGCAAUUCUCAAAAUUCUUGAGAAUCCUCAGGUGCUGUGGCAUACACCUGAAAUACCAGUGGCUCAAGAUUCUGAGGCAGGAGGAUUGUGAUUUUUUUUCACUUUUUUUAAAGAGAGAGAAUUUUUUAAUAUUCAUUUUUUAGUUUUCAGUGGACACAACAUCUUUAUUUUAUUUUUAUGUGGUGCUGAGGAUUGAGCCGAGCACCCCACGCAUGCCAGGUGAGCAUGCUACCAUUUGAGCCACAUCCCCAGCCCAUCUUUUCAUUUUCUUAAAAAUUUAUAUAUAUAAAUAUAAUUUUUUUUCCUCAGAAUCAAACCCAGUGCCUCACAUAUGCUAGGCACAUUGUCAACCACUGAGCCACAACCUUAGCCCAAGGGUUGUGAUUUGUAAGGUGGUCUCCCUGGAUAACAAGGCGUAAAGAACUCAGUGAGACCCUGUCUCUAAGAAGUAACUCAAAUAAUAAAUAAAAAAGAAGGCUGGGAAGUGGCUGAGUGGUUGAGUGCCAGUGAGUUUGAUUCACAGUACCCCCAAGAAAAAUGCAUUAGGAACCAAGUUUUAAUAAACCGUAUGAUGGGUGGAUGGACUUGUCCAUUAUAUUGUUUUCUUCAUUGGAUUCUCAGGCAUGGUUUACUAAUUCAGGAACUCUGUAAAAUUCACCAAUUCAAUAAAAAGCAAGUGUAUGGUUUUAAAAAAUAAUAAUAUAGCAAGGUCCAUGAGGGGCCGCUUCCUGCUCUGGGAACCUCAGUAAUUGGUAGUCAUCACAAGUGGCCAUCAUGUCCUUAUCAUAAAGAGUUUGUGAAAGCUUCUAUUGUGCAGGAGUCUCUGAAGGUGCUAAAAGUGCCUGUCUUUUCAGAUCCUUUUGGUGGAGGAAUUCCAUAUGGAGGUCUCUGAUUUAGAGAUGAUGUCAUUGGGGAGCUCAAGUGAAACUGAUAAGUGACGAACACAUUGCCACAUGGUCCAGGACAGCCUAAAAGGUGUCAGAUUUUCUUGUCUUCAAGGAGUGUGUCAAGCAACCUUGGAGGAGGAUGUCAGCAAUUUACGAUGUGCUCCUGCAAAAACGUCUCUGCUCAGGUCAUUUGUGAAAAGCUGAUGAGUAGUCUGAAAAUUUAUUUGGUCCUGUUAGUGAUAAGGACAAUUUGCCUUAGAAUGCUAUUGAAAUAGAGAAAACAGAAAAUAUUAGCCAAUUCUGAGGCGAAAAUAUAUACCAGUUGUGAUUAAAUGGGAUCAGUAAUUUUCAUUAUAUUUGGUAUUGGGUAUGGAUACUUACAGACAGGAACAGAUCAUCAAAGUAGCAGUAAUCUACCCAAGGCAAAUGUUGAGAUAGAGAAUAUCUGUGUUUCUGUGGUUGGUAUUUUAUUUUUUCUUCUGUGAUGGUCAGUGACUGUGUUUAAACAUUUCACGAUGCCCAGAUAGAACUCUAAUUUUUCCAUAUUUAAUGAAUUAGAAAAUGUUAGACUAUUAAAUAUUCUGAGAAGCACAUCAGAUUUUAUAGGAAUUUUUAGUUUCCAUAUACCUUGUUUUAACAUAUCAAAAAAUAUAUGAAGUGAUUUAAUUAGA
Marmota monax (woodchuck) is the source of this 9308-nucleotide messenger RNA. RefSeq names its product zinc finger protein 433-like. Gene Ontology annotation, biological process: regulation of DNA-templated transcription. Lineage: Eukaryota; Metazoa; Chordata; Mammalia; Rodentia; Sciuridae. Bases 63 to 4013 code for a protein of 1316 amino acids. The record is from RefSeq and is a predicted model, not a curated record. The transcript has 4 exons.